UAUAGCAAAAAACCUCUCCAAAAAAAUAGACUUUGUUUUUUACUUAAAUGUCAUUAUUAUGCAUGCUUUCCUUCCUGGUGUUUUUCAACUAACAAUGUGCUCUAGACAACUUACUGUUCAUUAGUAACUGUUUAACGUCUGUUUAUUUAUUUACUCAAAUUGACGGAGGCCAGCUGGCGGUGUGGAGGUUUGGUGCUGGAUCCCACACGGCCCGCUGCAGUUUGAGGCUCAGACUGGCGGCUUUAAAAUCAUGCUGGGCUCGUACACCUGUGAUCCUGGAGUCCUGACGGGAAGAGGAGGGCCGUGGCGGGGCCAGCCCCUGGGAGUGACCUCUCACUUGCCCUCUCUCUGGCUGCCCGGGCGCCCCGUCCCACAGCCCCUGCAGACCAGGCCAUGAGAACGCGACCGGACCAGGGACCAGGCCACCUCUCCCCGCCACCCCACCCACGGGUCCCUGCUGCCACCGGUCUCACAGAGUCAUGGACUGAGGCCUGCCGGUCCCCACUGCUCAGAUGGGGAAACUGAGGCCUGGGGAAGCGGAGCGGCUGGCCUCUGGCCACAGAAGAAGACCCUGGCCCUUCCAGAAUCUUCUACUCUUCCUGUGGCUCCUCCUGAGCUGUUGCUUGGGGACCACCGCUCAGGGUCCAGGCGAGUGGACGCCCUGGGGUUCCUGGAGCCGCUGUUCCAGCUCCUGUGGGCGGGGUGUCUCUGUGCGCAGCCGGCGCUGUGUCCGGUUCCCCGGGGAAGUGCCGUGCUGGGGGGACAGCCACGAGUACCUCCUCUGCCAGCUGCCGGACUGCUCCCCAGGGGCCACGCCUUUCCGAGACCUCCAGUGUGCACUCUACAAUGGCCACCCUGUCCUGGGCACCCAGGGCACCUACCAGUGGGUGCCCUUCCAUGGGGGUGAGUGGCCUGCCCUCCUGGCCUUAGGGCUCACUUGGGGGCCGUGCGGAGAAGGGGGCAUUAGCGGUGGGGCUUCAAAGGAUAUCCUCAAUCCGUGGCUUUGGCUGGCUCUCCGGGCCCCAUCCGUCCAAGGGGAGGGUUACUUUGAGAGCUGUGUGGGGCAGUGGCACGCCUUCUCCCACAGCUUGGGCCGAGUUCUGGACGGCCCCCCCUGCAGCCCGGGUGCCCAGGGGCUCUGUGUGGCGGGCCGCUGCCUGAACGCCGGCUGUGACGGGCUGCUGGGCUCGGACGCCCGCGAGGACCACUGCGGCCGCUGCGGCGGCGCCAACGACUCGUGCCUCUUCGUGCAGCGAGUGUUCCGAGAUGCGGGUGCCUUUCCCGGGUACUGGAACGUGACCUUGAUCCCCGAGGGCGCCAGGCACAUUCGCGUGUCCCAGCGGAGUCGCAAUCACCUGGCGCUGAUGGGUGGCGACGGGCGCUACGUGCUCAACGGGAACUGGACGGUCAGCCCUGCUGGGACGUACGAGGCGGCAGGCACCCACGUGGUCUACACCCGUGUCGCGGGGCUGGAGGAGUCGCUGCGCGCGGCCGGCCCCACCUCCCAAGACCUGCUCCUCCAGAUCCUCCUGCAGGAGCCCAACCCAGGUGUGGAGUUCGAAUUCUGGCUGCCUCGAGAGCGCUACGGCCCCUUCCAGGCUCAAGUGCGGGCCCUGGGCUGGCCCCUGUGGCAGCAGCAGCCCCCGGGGGCGCCCGGGGGCACCCAGCCUCGGGAGGUGGAGCCUCGGCCCCCACAGCCCCCUGUAGCCCCCGCAGCCAUCCCUGCACAACCCGUGGCCCCAGACCCCUGCCCGCCCUGUCCCGACUCCCGCGGCCGGCUGCUCCACUACUGCGGCAGCGACUUCGUGUUCCAGGCUCGCGUGCUGGGCCGCCACCGCCAGGCCCAGGAGACCCGCUACGAGGUGCAUGUCCAGCUUGUCUACAAGAGCAGCUCUCCGCUGCGGGCCCGGGAGUACGUGUGGGCGCCUGGCCGCUGCCCCUGCCCGCCACUGGCCCCCCACCGCGAGUACCUGCUGGCUGUCCGGCGCCUGGUCACCUCUGACGGCACACAGGAUCAGCUGCUGCUGCCUCACGCAGGCUACGCCCGGCCCUGGAGCCCUGCCGAGGACAGCCGAGCACGCCUGGCCGCCCGGCACUGCCCCCACUGAGCCCUUGCAGGGAGAAAGACACGUCUGGGCUGCUGGGACUCAGCCCGGUCCUCUCUCACCCUGCCUUCCAGGGAGCUCAGAGAUCUCUCCCACCCUCAGCUCUGAGCGUCACACGCUUAGACACUGCUGCACACAGACCCACGGUCAUGAGUGGGCAGGCGUGGGGAGGACACACUGGAAAGGCUAGAUAACUCGUUUCUCCUGUCGCCUUGGCUGCUGGGAAGCUUAUAGCCAUUUCACACUC
Messenger RNA from Tupaia belangeri chinensis (Chinese tree shrew), 2352 nucleotides. It is a transcript of the gene ADAMTSL5, whose product is annotated as ADAMTS like 5. Gene Ontology annotation, molecular function: protein binding; metalloendopeptidase activity. Lineage: Eukaryota; Metazoa; Chordata; Mammalia; Scandentia; Tupaiidae. Gene Ontology annotation, biological process: proteolysis; extracellular matrix organization. The record is from RefSeq and is a predicted model, not a curated record. Gene Ontology annotation, cellular component: extracellular matrix.